Messenger RNA from Paramecium pentaurelia, 11247 nucleotides. The record is from the annotation of a GenBank genome assembly. NCBI's taxonomy places the organism in Eukaryota, Ciliophora, Oligohymenophorea, Peniculida, Parameciidae.
AUGACAAAUAAAGACUAAUUUUACAAACUCGAAGAAAUAGAGGAAGAAGGUAAUUAAUCAAAAUCGAGUGAUGAAUCAUCAGAAUCAGAUAAUCUAUUUUCAUCAAUGAGAUAAGUUAAGACUGUUAGGGCAUAAAAGAAAAAGACUCUAUAUGCAGAGAAAUUAAUAUAGACUUAUAAUUCUUAUUUGUAAUUUCUUGGUGGAUAAUAAUUAUCUGAUAAGGAAUAAGAUGAUUUGAAAAUGUUUCUUGGCAAUUUAACUCAAACAAGAUUGAAUUAGCUUACAGAUAAAUACUAAUAUUUAACAGAAUAUGAUUAUCAUAUGGGAGAUGUAGUAAUAGCGUAAAUAAGUUGAAUCAAUAUUAGAUUUCCUAAUCCUGAUAGUCCUAAAAGUGAAGACUUAGGAACAAUGACUUAAUUGGAAGCAAUUUAAUUAUGUUUGAAUUGUUUUGCUGCUAAUAAAUAUGCUACAGAAUUUGAAGUUAUGGAUAAUCUUAUUUUAAUAAAGGCUAUUGAAUAGAAUUUAUAUCAUUUACAAUCUGAUGAUGAAUUUUUAUUAAAAUAAUAUGAAGAAGAAGAUAGAAUGAGAGAAGAAUAAGAAUAAAUAUUAAGUGAAGAUUCAAGAAAUAAAAAGAAUAUUAUAGAUUCAUCUAAACAAUUAGAUACAGAAGAAAGAAAUAAUGAAGGUAGAAAAAGUGCAAAAAGAGAAAGAUUUUAAAAUUUAAAAAGAUGGGGUGGUUCAUAGAAAUUAUUUAGUGAUGAAGUUGAGAAAUUGGAACUUAAAUUAAUAUAAAUCUAUAAUUUAGAUAGAAAGACAAGACAAACUGCUAUUAAAGAAGCUUUUAAUUUAGAUAAUUAUAAAUUAGAUAGAUUUAUUAGAAUUAAAUUAAGUGGAGGUAAGUUUCUAGAAUAUAAUGAAAAAGAAAAAUAUUGGAUUCGUACAUAAAAUUAAACUAAAGAUUUUAGUACACUUAUAAGAUAGGCUGUGAUAUUAUAAUUAAGUAAAUUAGGUUUCUUAAUGAGAUAAUUUAUAUCUAAAGAUGGUUCAACAAUCUUUUUAGUAUUAUAUUAAGCAGAUUAAAAUCUAAAAAAUUUGGCUAAUAAAUAUGAAAUUACAAAAUAAUUAAAUUUCUAAUUUUAAGAUAUAUUCUCAUAUGAACCUGUUGAUGAUAAUCUAAGACCAUUAAGAUUAAAUAAUAGAUUAUGGAAAUCAAAUAAUGAUUAUAAAGGUGAAUUAUCAAAAAUGUUUAUUUAUCUUAAACCUAAAAUUGUAGAAUUACUUGAUAAAAUUAAUUAUAAAUAAAUUUCAAGGGAAAUAAAUUAAUCAAUGAUAAAUUAAUAAAUAUUCUCUUAAGGAGAUGAAGAGGUUAUUGAUGAUUAUGCUCCUCAAGAUGAUGUUUGGAAAGCUUAUUAUGCUUAUUUAAUCUAUUUAGAAGAAAAAGUUACACAUCUUAGAAAUUAAUGCAUUAUUCAAAAUGAAUUUGCAUAAUUUUUUAAUAAAAAUACUAAAAGUAAAAAACCAUAUGAAAUUUAUAUGGAAAAAAACCCAGAUAAACUUAAAUUUUAAGAUUAAAUUAAUAGUCAAGAUAUACACAUUUUAGAAUAAUUAUAAAAAGAAUCUGAAAUUGAGGAUUAGAUAGAUUUAAAUGGAAGAAAUAUAGAACUCAUGGAUGUUUUUUAUGGCAUUUUUUAAAUUAUAUAGGAGCAUAGAAAAUAAUAGAAAUAUUAUGAUUAAAUUAAAGGAAUUUGUAAUAUAAAUGCAAAUAAAUUCAUUAGUUCUAAAGAUGUUAAAGUUUUAAAGAAAGAAUAAUUAGCUAAAGCAUAUUUAGAUUUAUUUUAGGAAGCAUUAUAAAUUACAAAUUUAGGAAGUAUUAAACCUCUUAAAACCAUUUGGGAUUUAGCAGAUAUAGCUCCUUUUGAGCCAUUUAUAACUUAUAAACUGACAGCAGAUAAAUUGGCAAAAAGUUAAUAAUGUAAAAUUAAUGCUUUAUGGAAAUAAUAUUGUAUUACAGAGACUGGUAAGAUUUCAUUAUUCUCAAAUAUGGAAAGAAUGAAAAUAAAUAAUCUGGCUCUAGACGAAAAGAUCAAUUUUACAAUAUUAAUUUCAGAUAAAUUUGUUUUGGCCAAAUAUUGUUUGCAUGAUAAUUAUGAAAUAUAAGGAAAGAGUAAGCGUUCAUUUUUUGUACCUCUUUUUAAAUCUGAUUAUAAUAUAGAAAUUCUAAAGAAUAAAUCUUUAUAUUUAUAUUUCUAUAAAGAAAUGACUGAAAGGAAUUAUUUAGGCAUUAUUGGUUAAAACAAAUAUUAGAAUCAAGAAUAUUAAUUUGCAGAACGAAAACUAGAAAAUUUAGCAUUUCAAUGGAGAUUUCAAUGGAAUCAUCCUUGGUUUGUACCUACCAAAUAAAUUAGAGAAUAUUAUGGUGAAAAAUUAGCCAUAUAUUUUCAUUUUGUUGGAUAUAAUGCAUCUAUGCUUUUUCCAAUUGGUAUAUUGGGUUUAACUAUCAGCAUAAUAUAAUUUAUUGUAAGUGAUACUAAAACUCCACUUUAUGUUUAUUUAUAUAUAAUAUUUGGAUUUAUUUAGAUAUAAUGGAGUAAUUUGAUUCAUGAUAUGUGGUAAACUAAGGAGAAAGUAUUUGCAAUGUAAUUCGGUUAAUUUAAUUAAUCUGGAGAAGAUACAACUUAAUAAAGAUCAUAAUUUUAUGGUUAUUAUUCACGUUCAAUUGAGACAGAUAAUUUAAAUAUUCUAUUCUUUACAGAUUUUUAAAAACUUAUGAAAAAAAUAGUAUCUUUUGCUUUAUUAUUUAUAAUGGUUAUAUUUUAUGUAGGUAUUAUAGUAUCUAUUUUCAUUAUAUCUGAUGCAUUGUAAGAUGUGGAAGCAUUCACAGAGCCUGGUUAUUCUACAGCUUUAUUUGAAGUUACAGUACCAGCUCUGAUAAAUUUGAUACUUGUAUUAUUAUUGGAUAGAGUAUUUGAUAAAUUAGCUAUUGUAUUAACUGAUUAUGAGAAUCAUAAAACAAUUAAAAUGUAUGAAGCUAACUUUAUUUAUAAAAAGUUUUUCUUAUGUUUUUUUGCUUUAUGUGUUCCCAUUCUAGAAAUUUAAUUUCUUCAUACAGUAAUAAUUAUUAUAUAAUAAAAUUAGAAAUUUGGUUUACAUUGUGUUCAUGGAGAUUGCUUGAAACAUUCAUGUUAUCAUUUUGCAACUAUGUUUAUAUUAUAGUUCUUGAUCAAUGUUUAUUUAAAAACAAGAUUGUUUGUACUUAAAUUUAUAAAAGAUUUGUAUCUUUCUAUAAAAAAUCCAAAAAGGAAAGAAACAAAAUAUACACAUCUAAAUUUAAAUGUUAAUUCUCAUUAAUCAAAAUCAAAUAAUACAAAUACUAAUAAGGUAUCUGGAUCUCAUAAAGUUUCUCUUAAGCCUAGUAUAGAUCCUUUGAAAUCAAAUUAAUAAUAAAAAAAAUCAAUUUCUCAUGCAUCACAUCCAUCAAAUCAAUUUAAAUCAAAUGAAAGAAGUUCAAAUAGUGGUUCCAUAUCUUAACCUCCUGAUUAGAAACUUUAAUUUUUUUAAGAUAAUUAAAUAAAUAUAUAAAUUUAAGAUUAGGUUGUUGGUGAUUAAGAUAGUGUUUAAGAGAAAAAGUAGGAAGAUCCAUUUCAUUUAAUAAAUGAUUACAUCGAGGAAUGUAAAUUUAUGUGUAAAUAAUGGUUUUAGAGUUUUUUGACAAAGAAUCAUAUGUUAUUAGUCCUGAAAGAUAUGGAACAGUAGAUGAUUUUAUGGAAAUAGCUAUAUAGCAUUCGAUGCUUGUCUUAUUUGGAACAACAUUUCCUUUAAGUUAUAUGAUUGCCUUUCUUAGAAGUUUGUUAGAAUUAUAAUGUGAUAAAUUAAAAUUGCUUAAUGAAAUGUAGAGACCUAUUCCAAUUAGUGAAAGCACUAUUGGAGUGUGGAAUAGAGUCCUAGAUGGAUUAGCCUAUUUGUCAUUGGUAGUAAAUAGUGGUUAGAUAACUUCAAAGAGAGAUGACAUUUCAUCUCCAGAUGGUUUAAUAUAAAUGUCUGGUUUCUUUUUAAUUUGUCUUUUGGCUAAUUUCUUCUUAAGAUUUGUAGAAAUGACAUUGUUUAGUGAAUUGCCAUUUUAGAUUUAAGAUUUAUUGCAAAGAUAAGCAUAUUUAAUUAAAAAUACAGUUGAGAAAUUUAGGGGAUCAGCUGAGCGUUCAUCAAAUAAAGCCAUAAAUCCUAGAAGUUUGAAGCGUUAUCCAAUUCUUAAAAUUUAUGGAACUAAAGUAAAGGAUGUAAGAAUAAAAGAAAUGGUGGAAUUGAGUUCAGAUUCUGAUGUUGAAGACUAUGUAAAAAGAAUGGAAGAAAUAAAAGGUAUUAAACAUGAAAAGAAGAAGGUGAAGCCUAAGAUUGAAAAGAAUGCCAAAUCUAAAAAUUAAUAAGAAAAUGAAGAUGUAGAAGAAAAUGAAGAAUAAGAAUAAGAAGAUAAUUAAAAUUUAAAGUUACUUCAAGAUGCAAGUAAUAAAGAAUCAUCAAUAGAGGAAUUACAAUAAUACUUUAAUGCCAGAGUAUCUAAUUGGGCUAUGAAAUUUAAAAUGAAAGAUACUUAAGAUAAAGAAUAAUAAUUAUUACAAAAACUCUUUUUUUAAAAGACAUUGGGUUAUCUAAAAAUGAAAGAUUAGUUAAAUCCUCAUCAAAAACAAUGGACAUUAGAUAGAUAUACAUAUAGAAAAUUCUUUUUACCUAGAUCCUUGGUUCUAAUUAGGAAUUUGGAUUGGAGAAGAUACUUGAUAUUUUAAGAAGGAGACAAAAGACUUAAGAAAUCUUUAAAACAAUAACAAAAUAAAAAGUAUGAACUAUAAUUAGAUUUUCUCAAUAAACAUUAAGAUAUUUAAUAAAAUGUUGUGGAAAAGAUGGAAAUUCUAAAGAAGAAGAAAGAAUUUGUAAAAAAACAUGUAUGGAUUGAUGGUCGUAGCACAGUAUUCUUAAGAUCAGGUGGAGUGUGGUUUGGACAAUUUAGAAAAAGUACUAAUAAAGUAUCAGGUGUUAAAGUAGCUGAGAGUUAUUUUAGAAUUUUGGAAAAAUUUAAGAAGGUCUGUGAGAAUGAGAAUAAGGCUAUGGAAUAAAAUAUCUAAGAUUAAUAAUAAGAAUAGAUAGAAGAUUCUAAUAAAAAUAAAAAGGAUACAAAAUUUAAACCAAUAGAUGAAUAAUUUUUUAAUUUGACUUGCAAUCUAUCUCAAACAUAACUUAAGAAAUUUUCAUCUACUUCUUUAAUCUCACUUCUUGAUUCCUUAUAAAUAAGACAUAAAGAGCAUUAUAUAUAUAUGUUGUCAUCCAAAGGAGUUAGUUAAGUUGAAUAUUAAUUAGAUAAUUAUAUCACAAAUGAAUUAAGAAAAUAAAAUAGAAUUAUGAAUUUUUCCUAUAUACCAUUUAGAAUUCAAGCUCCAUUCUUAAAAUUUAAUUAAAUGUAGAUUUGGGAGUUGUUUGUAGAGGAAUAGAUGAGAUAAACACAACCAAAAUUUAAUCUACUUUAUAGAAUAGAUAAAAAGAAAGAUCAAUUUGCUUCAAAUAUAAAUACAAAUGUUUUUGGUCUACAACCUUAAAACAAAAGAUGGUUAAUGUCAUAUGUUGAUGUACCAAAAAGAGAGGAUAUAAUGCUCUAUUAUACAACUGAAAUAUCAUAUAAUAGGAAUAUUUUUAAAGAUUUUAUUAAUAGAGUUUAUAGAUUUUAUGAUAUUGUUGAAGGACCUGAUUAUGCAAGCUUAAAUCUACCUAUAGGAAUUGCUAAACUUAGUUAUUUAAAAAUUUAAAAACAACCCCAAUAUUUAAAUAUACGAGAUCCAUUAGUUAAAGGUUACUUAAGUAGAGCUUAUAGUUCUCCUAAGACUCAUAAAUUUUGUAAUGGGAAGACUCUUAAAGAUGUUAUAAAAGAGAGAAAAACAAAAUAUACAGAUAUUGAAAUUUCAAAUUUUAUCACUUCAACAAUUAAAUUAUUAGAUUUUUUAGAAACAAAUAUGGGGAUGUUUCAUGGUUGUCUAAAUUUGGAUAGUUUUAUUCUUGUUGAAAAAUUGGAUAAGGCAAAACAUUUAUAAUAUGUAGUCUUUGAUUUUGGAAUGUUUUUUUGGUAUGAUCUCAAUACUGAAAGAACAUAUUUCAUGAGAUCCAUAUAAUAAAAUGAUGAAUUAUGGUAUAUGAGUCCAGAAUUGUUAACUAAUUAUCUUUAACCUAGUAAUUAGAUACCUUUAAAUCCAUAGAAAUGUGAUAUAUAUUCAUUAGGAAUGAUAAGUCUUCAUAUGGUUACUCUUGGAUAAAUGAAGUUAGAUGUAGAAAAAUCACUAUAAGAAUAUGAUGGAGAUGUUGGUUUUACAGUAAGAAGAUGGAUGAUGAAUAAUAAAAAUUAAUUGAUUCAUGAUUAUCCUAAAUCUAGUUAAUUAAUAAUGUAAUUGUUGCAUCCAGAUUAUAAAUUAAGAUUAUAUCCUUCUGUAAUGGCAGCUAAAUUAUAAGGUAGAGCAAUAUUUAAUGAUAAUGGAAUGUGUAAUUUUAAUUUUGAUGAGGAAUUGGAAGUAUUGAAAUAAAAAAGAUUUUGCCCAACUUUCUAUGACAAUAUAUUGGAUGAAUUGAAUGAGGAAUAAUCUAAAAAUCAAGUUUUUAUAUCUAUCAAAUCAUAUUUAAAGUAAACUAUCUUUUCAUUUGAAUAAUAUUUGAUUUUGGGACAACUUGAAAAAUUUGAUGAAAUGUCUCAAGAUUUUGAAGAAAUUAUUAUUCAUAAGUAUUUUCUUACUUCUGUAGAAUAAUCUACUGAAGAAAUAUCAGAUUUUUUAAGUCAUUUUUAAUUGUAUUUUAAAUCCAAUAUUGUCAAUAUAAUAUCAAAUAGUUUAGAUGAAUUCAAAUAUUUUAUUUUCUAUUUCCAAUACAAAAUUAUCUUUUUUAUUUACAUGAAUCGAUUAGAAAUUAGUAUAAAAUAAUGUACUUAAUUAUUAAAUUUACUAAAUGAAUUUGAAGAAAUAAUAAAUGAAGUUAUCCUUUUAAGUUAAUCUGAAAAUUUAGUUAUUUAGGAAAAGUUUAAAAAUGAUGAAAAACUAAUAUUCAACUUAUUAUAAUUAUAGAAAGAUGAUUAUUCAUCAUCAAAAUUUAUGAAAUCAUUCUCUCAUCAUAUCAAAGUUUAUAUUUUUUAAAUGCAAAUGUUAAUAUCUUAAAUAUGUAAUCUAAAUAGUAUGUAUUCAAUUGGUAUAGAAUAAACUAGCAAAUUAAUUACGGAUUAAUGGAAUGAAAUUAAAUAUGAUCUGAAAUAUUUAGAAAAAGAUAAUAAUUAUUUUCUUUUAACUAAUUCAAUUUAUAUUAAAUUAUUGAAUCGAUUAUAGAUUUAAUUUAUAUAACUAUAAUUAUUAUUUGAUAGUUUUGACAAAAAUGCUUUAAAUUAAGGAAAUGAAUUGUUAAUUGAUAUUUAAUUGAUGCAAUAAUUUAUUUAAAAUGAAAAAAUAACUGAAAAACAAAGUGUUAUUAAAUCAAUUGUUAAGUGUUCAAAACAUAAAUAAUUAAAUGAAGAUCUAAUGAAGUAAUCUUUAGCUUAUCUUAAUUUUUAUGAAAAUUAAGUUAAAUUUAUUUUAUUAUUAUUAUAUAAUAGAAAUAAGGAAUUUUAACAGACAGAAUUAAUUGCUUCUUAAUUGGUAAAAUAAUUUAUAUAAUCUAAUUGUAUUUUGGAGCAAUUAAAUUUCAUUCCAAUUAUUGGAUGGAUUGGCGAACAUUAUUCAGAAACUGAUCAACAGGAAAAUAUGUAAAAUCUGUAUAAAUUUAUUAUUACAUUGAUGGAAGAACAAUUUAUGAUUUAUGAAAGCUUCUAAAUAGAGUCUACAAUUUAUUUUAACUAUUUAAAGGUUAUAAUAACUUAGACUAUAUUUUAUUGUUCUUAAUUGCUUUAUUAUAAUGUUUUAUCAAUGAGUAAUGGAAUAUAUUAGGGAUUCAUGCAAUUAAUCUAAUCUCAUAAUUUGUAUGGAGACAAUAAUCUAUUAAGUCACAUAAUCUAAAUCAAAUUGGUACAUGUUUUAAUUGAGAAUUAAUAACAUCAAUAUCCAUAUUAUUUCAGACAAAAUGAAGAUCAAUUAGAUUAUAAUUAUGAUGUUCCAAACUCUAUUUUAAAUUAAUCUUUAAUUACUUGUUUACUAAAGCUUUAUAAAUUUGUUGUAAAACAUCUACAAGUUAAUGAAGAACAAGAAAACAAUGAAAUAACUUGGUUUUAUGAUGAUAAAAUUAGUUAAUUAAAAUUAGAGUUAUUGUAUGGUUAUACUUUUAUAUUAAGUAAGUAGAAUGUUGAAUCAGAAAAUAAUCAUCCUUUUAUUGAUUUAUAAAUAGCAAUAAAAAAAUAUAUAAUAAUUAUUGAUGAAUAAUUAUAAAACUCAAAUGUUUUUGUAGUUAUUGAAAAUAAGGUUCUUUAUACAAGAAUAUUAUAAUUGACCUAUGAUUAUUAAUAGGCUUUUGAUCACAUUAAAAUAGUUGAUUUAUUAUAAUAAAUUCCAAUAAAAGAGGAUGAUAUUUCUGAUCAAUAAAAGGCAUCUUUACAAUAAAUCUUUUUUUCUAUACUUGACAUUCAUGUUAAUAAUAAUUUUUACUAUAAUAAUCAAUAGACUUAUAAAUAGAUGAUGUAAUUAGAAGAAAUGUAAUUCAUAAAAAAUCAUAAAACAUUUUAAAUUAGAUUUCUGUUGAUAAAAUUAAUGGAUUUCUUUUUAAAAUGUUAAUAAUUAGAAUUAAAUAAUGAAUUAAUUAAAUUUUUGUUUACUUUAUAUUAAAAUAAAGCUAAGAUGUUGAAAAAAGAGAAAUAUACAUUAAAAUUAGCAUUAGAAAUUAAUAGAUUGAGAACAUAUGUAUUAUCUGAAGAACUAAGGCAAUUAGUUGAAAAAUAAGAUAAAAAAGAUAAUACAAAAAUAUAAGAUUUAUUUGAAAAGAUACAGUUAGCUUCUCGUACGAUGAUGGAGAUUAAAGAAAAGAAAUAAAAGAAAAAGAAAGGGAAAGUUCAAAAAUCAAAUACAACUUCUGAUAUUAAUAGAUAUUUAUUAGCACAAUAAUUAGAAUAAUAAGAUAUGGAUAGAAUUUAAUCAGGAUUCGUACAUAUUGAUGAUAAAGAUUAAGGAUUUGAUAAUUAGAUAGCUUUAUGUUAAUUAGGAGUGAAAUUGAUUGUUUAUUAAUUACAUGUUGGAUAAUUUAGAGAUGCUGAUUCUAUGGCAUAUAAUAUAAAACGAAAAUUAUUUGAUUUGAUUUAUUAUGAAAUAUGCAGAAUGGCUUUGGAUUGGUAAAGUGAAAGGAUAUUCUUAAAAUCAAAUGCUACAGAAAUAUCAGUUAAUCAAUUAUUUAAAGCAUUAAAUAUUCAUGAUUUAAAUUUUGAAAAUUAUGAACAUAAUUUAUUACAUAAUAUUGGACCAAUAAAAUAAGUUGCUUUAAAUGUAAGAAAUUUCUUAGUUUUAAAAUAAGUUUUAUUUAUGAGAUUACUUUAUUCAUAUGUAGAAGGAUUAUAAGCUUUGUGUAUAAUAAUGAAAGGAGAUUUCAAAUUAUCAAAAUAAAAUCUAAAUUUGUAAAUCAAAUAUAUUAUUCUUUAGUGUUUAAACUUUUGGUGAAUCGAACAUAGAUGAGAUUUCAGCAUUAAUAACUGAUGUUCUAAUGUUAUUUGAAAUAACAACAGCUGAUUAUAAUUCAGCAUCUAAUAAAGCUAUUAAAUUAUUAAAAUUAUUAUCAAAAAGAAUAAAAUAAACAAAUAUUUAAUUGUAAACUCAUUGGAUAUAUAGUCAAUUUGAUGAUACAAGAAUUCAAAAACAAAGAGUAUUUAUAUAUAUUUAUAAUAUUAAUAGAUUUAUCAUCCAAUUUAAAUAGAAUAAAUAAUAACAUUUGAAGAAAUUGAUGAAAUGUAAUCAUUUAGUGAAAUUAAAUUCUCUUAUGAAGAAACAUUAACUAAAACAGCAUUAAGACCUUAUUUUGAAAUAACUAAACUAACAACAGAAGCUUAUUUUGCAUAUAUAGAAUCUUUGAUAUAACAACCAAAAAUAUUAAUAUAGUCUGUUGAUCCAAUAUUCUAUGCUUAAAAAUAUGUUCAGCAAUAAUAUGGUUUAUAACAUAUUUUCAAUGGUCAUUUAUAAAGAUUAAUAGCAACAAUGUAUUCUGAGUUUCUGAUCAACAAAAGAGUAAAAGAUUUAGAGGUUGCAUUGUAAUAAGAUUCUGAUAAGAAGAUCAAGUUUCUUAAACAAGAGAUCACAGCAAAAACUAGAGUAUAUUUAGAAUCUAGAGUGAAAAAUAAAUGCACAUAAUAAAUGGAGAAAGUAUAAAAUUAAAUCAUAUUAAUAAUAGAAAUUCUAAGAAACUAAACAAUUUUUAAAGAGUAAAAUAAAAACAUUAAGAACAAUAAGAGAUGGAAUAUCAUAUGAUGUAGUUUGUAGAUGGUCAUUGUAAGCAGCUAAUGAAUCACUUGCAAUUUAUUAGAAAUAUUGCAUUGAAUUCAAAUAUGAAUCAAAUCCUUAUCUAGGUUCUUUAUAUUCAACAUUUGCUAAUAUAUUCUUUGUAAUAUUAUUUAAAUAAAUUUAAGGUUUAAAAUAAAAUUGUAUCGACAUAACAAUAUUUGGAAAAGGUAAAAAAUACUUUAGAAUAUUGUUAUACAUCUAUUUCAAAUCCUGAUUAUUGCAGAUAUUUCUAUCAAUUAGGAUAUUUGAGAUUGCAUGUAUUUUAUAUUAUCAAAAUGUAUAUCGAGGCAUUAAUAGGUCUUGCUAGACUCAGUAAUAACAUAUUUUAUAUUAGAUCCCUCUGAAAAGUUUGAGGUUCUACUAGCAAUUAUAACUGAAAAUGAAAAAUUUUUGUAUCACUUUGAUUAAUAUUGCUCUCAUGGGUUUUUCUUAUUUUUGGAAAUUAAUAUACUGAAAUAAUUAUCAUAAGAACGUGUAAUCAGAGAUAGAUUGACUUAAUCCUAUCGUAAAGAUGAAUAAGAUUUGAUUAGAUAUUUAUAAAUAGAAGGAGAUAAAUUAGCAUUUUAGAAGACUAUAGAUGCUAAUUCUAAACCUUAUGCUCAUGUGGUUGAAAAUGUAUAUAAAGAUGCUGUUCAUCUCAUUGAAAAGUAAUCUCAUAAAUUUAAUCCUGAUUAUACAGGAUUAGAAUUGUUUAUUAAGGUAACAAUUUCAUUAUAAUUAUUAGGCAUUCUAAAUAUGCAAAUUAGUAUUAACUAGUGAUAACACAAUUUAUUAAAAGAUCCUUACACUUGUCAAUAAAUUAUCAAAUAGAAAGAAUAGUUUGGUUUGA